AUGUCAAAUACUGAAGACUAUUCUGAAGAACUUUUUGAACAUUUUGAAGAACUUUUUGAAGAACUUCCUGAAGAACAUCUUGAAGAACAUUCUGAAAACCAUACCUCUAAUAUAGAAGUUCUUGAUGUUCAAAACAUAACCACAUCUUCCUUAAAAAAAAGGAUUUCUAAAAUUUAUCAAUAUUUUAUUUAUGGAACUGAUAAAAG
This is a messenger RNA of Diversispora eburnea, 206 nucleotides long. The record is from the annotation of a GenBank genome assembly. Lineage: Eukaryota; Fungi; Glomeromycota; Glomeromycetes; Diversisporales; Diversisporaceae.